AUUCUUCAUAAACCAUGAGUAUUGCAGGAUCCACCACUCGCUCGGGUGGCGGAAAUUUUAGAAUGUUCCAGCAGGGCUCGGCACUCCUGAGGAGACGCCAACCAGGCACGGAUAACAUACUAUUUCAUCAUGUAAGCCAUCCAACCUUUCAUGGAGAGCUUCAGGCUUGCGGCUCGUCGCCCUCGAUGACUUAAUGCUGGCAUCCAAGAGGCAGUGUAUCUGUGGCAUGUGCCGGGACAUGGCGGUGAAGUGUGUUCUUCAUUUUUGAAGGGGCGUGAGCAGCGCGCCUUACGUCUUGUGCUUCAUUGAUUCAUGGCGUCUUAGUUGCUAGGCAACCCGAGGACGCUGAGCUCCUAUAUGAAUGCCAGGUCUCAUUUGCUUGAUUAUUAUAACCAGCCAGGUAGGACUUGAACUGGACAGGCGACAUUAGUGCCACGCGAGGGUCUGGAUGACAGUCAAGCGGCAAAUUUAGCAUUUCCAACGUGACCUGGGGAGGCGACCACACUGUCCGCCUGCAGUCGGGAGGAGGUCACCGCUGAAGGCAGACGCUGGUGCUGGUCUUGGCGAGGUGCGACCCCCGACCCUCCUGCUGGUACUCAGCGGGAGGACGUGGCUCGCUGCUGUGAGGACAACACCAACCACUGGCGAGGGCCCGCACGCACCCACUCCCCAUACCCUGGGCCAAGGCGGCCUGCGCGGCGGCGGCGGCAGCGGCGAAAACGAGCGACUAGCGGCCCGAAGGAAGGUGCCAAGUGUGAGUCGGAGAUGUAGACUAAGAAAAACAAAGUUGAAUUUUAAGUGAUCGAUCCGAGUAGUGAUUCAAAAGACUACGGAGCAAUGAUCAUGAUGGAUGACUGCCGCACGCCCACAGGCCACCGCCCCAUGCCAAGGGCACGCUCACACAACUGAAGGUAUAGAGCGAUUUCCCCCGUGGCCAAGACUCCUGCAGCAGCGAGGGUAUUUGCACCUACGCCCUAAUGUAGUGCUAUUGAUCACGGUGACCUGCGAACCAUUAGCAAGAGAUGUCCGAGUGACCGAGCGCCGCCGCGUGCCCGCCGCCCGCAGCCCAGUGUCACUUCCAGUAGUGGGCGUGGGUCCUCGCCGGGGUGACGCCACAAGGCUUCCCGUGCUCACAUGCAUGUCGAAGCGACGUGCUGACCACCACAGUAAACAAUGUCCGUGAGUGCCAAUCUUGCCAGAAUGUACCGCGCGUUCUACGACCACUUUGUAGAACUUUAGGAAUGUGACGCCCACCACUUGCGCCUGACCAGACUUACCGAACAAAGGAACUCACCACGCCACUGCACCCACCAAGCAGGAAGGAAGGAGCGAUCAGUGUGCAUAAACAUUAAGUUUGCGUCAUAACAUCUGGCGGGUGUGCUGAGGCGGCCGUGACAGCUCCAGGUGUUCACGGAAACUGUCCGCGACUCAACAGGAACAGGUCGAUAGGGAUCAGUGACGCUCAUUAGCUCAUCACCACCCUGACGGCUCCUGCCGGGGUGGGGGCAGGAGGGACGGGGACACUGGGCCGUGACUCGCCGCGGUGUGAAUGAGCUGAGGAGGACAUGGGGCAGGCUGGGGGAGGCGGGGCAACUUUCCAGCUCUCCCCAGCCCGUGCCCCGUCCCGUCCGGCCCCGCCCCGCCCGCUACGAGUGUGACAAGGUGGCAUCCCACCCCCGCCUCCUCAAUGCUCCAGCAGCCCAAACAGAGGCAAAGUCAGUCUGCCGCCAAGACCAGGAAAUGUGAGAACGGCAAGACACUUUCCCUGAACGUAAAUGGGGGUCGGGUUUUUAAGACCUCUGACCGCCCUAGAACCCGCCCCGCCGCCCACCUCUAUGGACCACACCGCACCCGUACCGCCACUACCACCACCGCCUCCGCCGCCCACCCUACCCAUGGCUACCGCGCGGGGCACCAGCAGGCCCCGCCCGUGCCACGCCAGGACCUGCAGAUGACCCCACUCACGGUGCCCCUCCUGCCCCAUGUGCCGCCCCGCCCCAUCCUCACCCAGCGUAUGCCGACCCCACUCAGAUCCUCGCGUGUUUACUCCGGCCGGCGUGCUUCUCCCAGCCGCCCCAGUGCCCCGCCCCCCGGCCAGGCUCAGCUCACGGCCCAGAUUCAACUGCUGCGGCCCAACAACACUCCCGUAUCAGUGGAGAAGGUGGACCUCGAUCGACGAGGCCUCACAUCCUGGCCAGCGUUGGGUGCCGGAGAGGAACCCGUGCGUCUCUUGUCUCUGCAACACAACCUCCUGACUCGCGUGGACCCGCCCUCCCCGUCGCCCUCCCUCGUCCUUCUCGACCUGUACCACAACCACCUAAACAACCUACAUGGCCUGCACGCCUUCCCCAACCUGCGUGUUCUCAUGCUGGCCAAAAACAGACUGUCACGGCUGGACGGGCUGGAGCACCUCACCAAACUAGAAGUGCUGGAUCUACACGGCAACCAGCUCCACCACCUACAGGGACUCGCCCACCUUAAGGAGCUGCGUCUGCUGAACCUCGCGGGCAACAUGUUGCGACACGUGACGGGGCUGCGGGGCCUCGACUGUCUGGUGGAGCUCAACCUUCGCCGCAACCUGAUCCGCACCGUGGCCGACCUGCACUACCUGCCGCGCCUCGAGAAGGUCUUCAUGGGCUACAAUGAGAUCUACAGAUAUGAAGACCUUGCCUGCCUCCAGAACUGCCUCAAGCUGCGAGAACUAUCCUUGGAGGAGAACCCCAUCAGCAGACAGCCUCACUACUUCCACCACACCGUCGCCAGGUUCUACAGGCUCAAGAGGCUGGAUGAUCAGGAGUUGACUAUGGAGACAAGGCGACAGUCAGAGAAGGUGCUGCAGAAGGCAAAGGAGAAGGAGCGCCUGCAAGCAACACGCAUCAGUGAUGAAGAGAAAAGGAACUCAGCCAUCACCAACGCCAUGAAGAACUGGCAGGUGCUCAAGAGGCAGCACCGCAAGCUUGUCCGCAAACCCAGCGAGAGUUCCACCAGCACCAGCGACCAGCCUCCCUCCAAGGACAGUGACGGCACCACCUCCAGUGGCUUCUGUGGUGACACAGUAUCUGAUGUUGGCGAAGAAGAAGAGGCAGAGGAGGAGGGGAAGGAGGAGAAGGAAGGAAAGGAGGGAAGCACCAAAAAGAAGGAAGGGGAGGAGGAGGCCAAGGCAGGUGGUGAAGAAAAGAGCCCGUCUGAAGCCACUGAGGAGCAGCAGCAGGAGGACGAUCGCGCCUCGCUGGCUUCCUCUGCCACCUCCAGCGGCAUCUCCGACGUGAGUCUGGUGCACCGAGCCACCAAACAGCGGCUCACUGAGGUGCCGGCACAGCCUACCGCCUCUCAGGCUGACACAGACAAGGAGACAAAGCCGGCCUCAGAGAGUAUAAAGAAAGUUUCUAAGAAAACUACUGCCAAGUGUGCUGACAAGGCUAACCUGCCAAGGAGCAAGUCCUACACGGACAUGAGGAUUCUAAAAAAGAAGCCUUCCUUUGAGGAGGACAAUGCAGUCAAGGUUAAGUUAGCAAAGACUCCUGAGAUACAGCGAGGAGGGUGUGAGGCAUGGGGUGGGUCGGGGCGGGGUGGGGAAAGGAUAACUCUGGAGGCGGCACCACGCAGUGUGCUGCCAGUGCAGAGCCUGCCAGUGGGGCGUCGUGGCGGCCGACUAGGCAGCCCACGGACAACUGAGAAGACGGUGCCUCGCAUAAUAGCCAAUGAGAGUGGCAAGCGAGGCAACCCAAAAAACUUUGAAGUGCUGAAGAAAAGUGAUGGGACGCGAGGUGCGGGUCACCUGCCAGACAAGGUGGUGAGUGCCGCCAUAACCAGAGUCAGGUCUAAUCUCAGUCUUCCGGUCCAGAGCCCCGAGGUGCCCUUAUCUCCCAGGAAUGCUGUGUCAGAGCCCUCGGAGAUCGACUCCAGCUCAGACGCUGAGUCUGCUGCCACCGCCACCACCACCAACACUGCUGUCACACACACCAGCCUGGGGGAGCCUGCAGCCAACCCUGCAGUAGCCCCACGGGGACCACACAGCCUGGCUGACCUGCGGGUGCCGCUGGCCCGGCCCAAAGAGCAGGAGCGGCCCGCUGCUGAGAAGAUUGACAAGUCUGUCUCUGCAGUGGGCCAAAGCAGCACAGGGAUCCUACGUGAGCAGGGACCCAACUUUCUAGCAGAGCUUGAGGGUGAGCGGCUGAGUCUGUAUGGCCAGGGUGCCCUGCGUUGCACCGACCUGGCCUGGGAGAAAUCCAUGGCGGCGGCAGCAACCACUGCACGGUUCCAGUACAUCAACUAUGACGACAUUGUCGACAUCUUCCCAAAAUUACGGGUAAAGUUUCCUCGCCUGGAGAACUUCAUCUUUGUGGAGACCCAUCUGGCCAAGUGCAGCCAGCUCAAUGCCCUCGCCGAGCUGCAUCAGGUCACCUCCCUGGAAGUGGGCAAGGAAGGCAACCCACUCACACAAAUCCCAUACUGGCGGCUGUAUGCAGUGUUCCGGCUCUCUCACUGGGGCCUCAGGCUCAUUGACGGCACAGAGGUGAAUGAGGAGGAGCGCACAGAAGCUGCCGUCAUGUUCAGCCACCUGAGCCAGCUGGCCUUCACCUGCCUCCCACGAGACCAGCUGGCUGCCUUCCUCUCUUCCCACCACCACCACCACCCUCACCACCAAAACCACCCAGCUGAUGACUCCACCUCACCCCCACCAGGCAGUGGUGGUGGGGCACAGGAUGCAGGGGGAGGCACAACAGGCAGAGAGGAGGACGAGGGUCCACGUCUCAACCUUCCACACCUCCAGGACCUCAUUGGGAAGGAGGCGUUGCAGUACCGCCCUGCUGCCCGCCUCACUCAGAGGCGUCGAAAGGAGGAUAACACAACCUUACUGAGCGCCGGAAGACAAGCGAGGCAACUAGCUGUGUGGACCUAUGACUCCCUGCACCGCCUCCACACCCACCACUCCACUUGGCCCUCGGUUCUCCAUGACCUGGUACGCGACGCAGUGACAGACCUUGCAAAGCCCACGUACGGAAAGCAGUGUCUCGAGGAUGUAAAGCGAUCCCUGGGUUGGAAGAAAUGAUGUGGAGUGAUGUGGUGUUCUGGAUUCUAUACCACCAACUUGGUUCACUUUAUAAUGCUAGGACAGAACUGUGCUGCUGUGAGAAUUUACUGAUCUUUUUUAUUGGUGUUUGCAGGGAGAGUUGUCUUAUCCAGUGAAGAAAUUAAGUUUUGAUGAUUGCCAACUUGGUUCACUUCAUAAUGCUGGGAAGGAAUUGUGCUGCAAUGCGAAAGUUAAAUGAUUUUUUUAAACUGGUAUUUGUAGGGAUGGUUGAGUUAUUGCUGUGUGAAUUUGGGAGAGACUGGAGGUGUCAGUUUUUGUAAGGAAAGUCAGUGUAUCUGGGAGUAGGCUGGAUAAGUAAUUACUGUGAGUUUAGGAGUGACUGGUGAUGUGUGUUUGCAAGGGAGGUUGUCUUAUCAAGCAGUGUGACUCUUGGGUUAUUAACUGUUAGUUUAGGAGUGACUGAAGGUGUGAGUGACCAUGUUACAAGUGAUAAUAGUGGAUGAUUUAUAACUACACUUGUAUGCCUUCCCCUAAUGGUGGUGAGUGUACUUGCUCUCUCUCUCUCCUCUCCAACCCUCCAAUGCCCUGUGAGAGGAGAAAUGAGUAUGACAGGUAAUGGGAUGAGUGACAUGAAUGAGAUGUGGACUCAUGACAAAUAAUGAAUGUGAGUGAUGCAAGGUAAGUUACAUACAUGAACAGCAAACAAUGGAUAAGGAAAAUGUUCGUGAAAUUCAAAGCCUAAUGAUCUGAAAGGAAUAAAAUAAAACAAUGGAUAAGCAAAAUCUGUAAGAAAUGCAAGACUCAACUUUAAAGGAAUACAUACACUCUGAAACAAAAGUAUACAUGAAAAAAAUGCUGUUAUUUUUUUUCAUCAUCUAAAGAAGAUAAUGAGCAAGGUUUUUGUUGCAUCACUCAGAGAUCAGCCAAGAAGUCAUCAGCAGUCCUUGACAAGUAACCAUUCAAAUGAUUGGCUACAUGCUGACUGACUGACUUGUUUGGCCAGACAAAGCCAUAAAAGUAAGUUAACAAUGUACAAAGAAGUAUGACAAAAUAGUCAUCUAUGAAAUGACAUAAAUUCAAGUCAUGGUCAAUGAUUGGAUGAGAGCAGUGAAAAUAUAAUAAUGAAUUUUUAAUAAAAUAAAGAGAAAACAUAAAUGGCAUGCUGAAAAAUAAGGUUGAAUUUGAAUGUGUGAGGAGUAAAUGAGAUUCUGAAGCAUUAGUAAGAGCAAUGAAUAGAAGUGAAGUGUGGUGCAUGUCUGACCUGCAGCAUCUGGUGGCUCAAACCUGCAAACAUCUUGUAAGACUGACAGACAUGUUACUUACUUCCCAAUAAAAGUUUCAUGAAGUUUUCCAGCAACAUUUUCAUUACUAAGAUUCCUCCUAAUCAAUAAUCAACAAAUAAAAGAAAACAGACUAGACAUUUUCUUGGUGAAUAAAAAUAAAUAAACAAAACAAACAUGAGGCUGAAUCAACAACACACCAGGGAUUGCCAUGGAAGUAUCCAAACACCUUUAACACCUUACACAGCAUCCACAGCUUCCCUCCUGCCUCACCUCACCUUCCUCUAGAGUCUAGACA
Portunus trituberculatus (swimming crab) is the source of this 6613-nucleotide messenger RNA. RefSeq names its product leucine-rich repeat-containing protein 49-like. The transcript is spliced from 14 exons. NCBI's taxonomy places the organism in Eukaryota, Metazoa, Arthropoda, Malacostraca, Decapoda, Portunidae. The record is from RefSeq and is a predicted model, not a curated record. Bases 1688 to 5053 code for a protein of 1121 amino acids. Gene Ontology annotation, molecular function: protein binding.